Messenger RNA from Dissoconium aciculare CBS 342.82, 1067 nucleotides. RefSeq lists its product as uncharacterized. Lineage: Eukaryota; Fungi; Ascomycota; Dothideomycetes; Mycosphaerellales; Dissoconiaceae. The transcript is spliced from 3 exons. Bases 168 to 893 code for a protein of 241 amino acids. The record is from RefSeq and is a predicted model, not a curated record.
ACUGAGAACCUUGGAAUGGAUACAAAAACACCGUCACCGUCCUUGAAUAUCUAUUUCUUCGCAGUCUCAUAUCACCGAUUCGCUCACAGCUUCAGCCAUUCUGCAGAAGCAACGAGACUUGCUGCAUUAUCUGACUUCAUUUCGAACACGCAUCAUUAGCCUCUAUCAUGGAUGUAAAUACAUGGUACUCGGUGCAGAAUCAAGCCAACGAUUACUUUUUAGACACCACUGGCAACACCAGCACGGCUCCCAUCAUACUGUCCAACAAGGGUGCAUUAUGGCAGUUCCUCCCGAGCAAUAGUUCAAAAUCGGGUUACUCCAUUCGCGCCAAGGGUCCAGAUCUCUGUCUGGAUAUCGGAACCGCUGGUCCAUGGACGUUGAAUGAAUGCGCAAAAUCUACAACAUGGCUUAUCAAUCCCUACGCAAACAACGUCGGCGACUCGGGCUUCCUCAUGUUGACCACAUCCCAAAGUCGAUAUCUCGGCGCCGUGGGCGUGAGUGAGAGAGAACUUGACGCACCUACAGCGAUCCCUGCCGUCGGCAAGGAGAGCAAUGUCUUGUGGUCGUUCAUUCCAGCAGGCAGGGUUGACAAUUCCACCCUGACAACAGUUCCAACUCAAGCACCGACAAGCCUCUCGACCAGCCCAUCAUCCUCGCCAUUCGUGACGUCUACCUCGCCACCUACGACUCCUGCCUCGCCAUCCACGACUUCUACCUCACCAACUACGACUUCUACCGUGCCAGCCGCGACCGCGACCGCGAGUCCCAUGUCCCCUUCUAAUGGAGGCACAGUGACACCUGCACCUGGGGUUGCUUCUUCAAUAUUCUCCCGUGAUAUGUGGAUAAUUUGGUCUGCUGCUUGCUCUCUGUCUGCCGUGCUUCUAUUGCUCUGAUGGAAAUCGGGUCGAGAGAUGUGCUCUCUUGCCAUCGCAUCUCCGAAAAUUUGUCACGAAAUCUUCUUGAUUCGACAGCAGUCUUUGUAAUGUUUAACGAGAUUAUGUUCUUUUCUUGCCAUUCGGGUCAUAUCCUGAAAACAUGCUAUUGGACUGGAAAAAUAAGGUCAAUGA